Molecule: messenger RNA, 6385 nt
Organism: Blepharisma stoltei
Lineage: Eukaryota; Ciliophora; Heterotrichea; Heterotrichida; Blepharismidae
Source: the annotation of a GenBank genome assembly
AUGGAAAAGCCUGAAGAUCUUAUUGAAUAUGAAACAUAUAGCGAUGCAAGCAUUACAUCAAAUCAUGAUUUUCAACAAUCCAAUAUUUCCUCAUGUGAAGAAUCUGAUUAUAGAGACGAAAAAGCCAUUUUAAGCCCCUCACAAACAUCUGAAAACCUUUCCUGUAUGGAUGAAGAACGAAGCACAAAUUUGAAUGAGCCUCCAGCACCGCCAUUAUUUUUGAAAGAAGAAAAGCCAAGAAAUCAGCUUUACAAAUGCAAUUCAGAAAAAAAUGAAGAAGAAAACACCAAGAAGAGCGAUCCACAGAACUUUUUACAGAUAUUGAACAAUUAUUUUUCAAAUAUUUCUUGCUAUAAUUUUCGAAGACCUAUAAAUAGCAAUGAAAUCUCAAAUAUGCUUUCAAAUAUCUGCAUAGAUCAAGAAGAUGCUACAUUGGUGAGUUAUAUUGAUAAGCUAAAGGAUGAUUUCUCCAGAUUAACUUCAGCAGACUCCCUUUAUAAUUUAUUAGUACCUCAGGAGGUCUUGAAAAAUUUAAUAAAGGAAUGCAUUGAAUCUGUCAAAAAAAGAUCAAUUCCCGAUAUACAGAGUCUAUGAACUAGCAUGUGCAUUUAUGAGAAUCAAAGAGUUAUGGACUCUGCCAAUGAAAUUUAUGAUUCUACCAUUAUGGAUUAUACCUCUCAAAAAUUUCCAGUAAGUCAAAAAGAACUCAAAUUAAUUCAUAAAGACGCAAAAAAACUAGCACUUGCGCAUUACUUUUCAAACUCCAUUGGAUAUGACACAAAAAAUUUACUGGAAACUUUAAAUGAAAAAAUACAUGAAAAAUUUGAAAAUCUUAAAAUAGAAAAUGAGCAGUCUUAAACUUAAAAUUAUAGAAAGAGUAGCCAUAAUGUUAGUCCAUUACCAAGAAUGUCCAUUUUUUAAAUUGGAACAAAAAUUCCUGUUCCAAUUUAAAACGGGGUUAUUUUUUUAAAUUAAGAUUAUAUUGAAUUUUGCAUUAAUAAAAAAGAAUUAAAAAAAAUAGAUCGAAUACAAUCUAUUCUAUUUGAAUUUGUUUUAAAGAAUUAAUUUAAAAAAAUAAUCGACUCAAUGUGGUAACUGCUUAAAUAACGUUAUGUUUGCACUUUUUCCUUUAAAUUAUAUCAAAGCUAAUUUUAUAAAAAAUUGGCUUUUACCUAUAAAAUUUUAUUAUUGAAAAAUAAUUAUAUUCCAAUUUAAAGGUUUAAAGUACCCAAAAAAUAGACAUUCUACCUAUAUUAUAUUCCAAUUUAAGAGUGGACAAGAGAUUAAUCCGCUUUUCGAAUUAUCUGAGUUGAAGAUUAACGAUUGAGGUAUUUUUUUUGUCAAGCUAUCUCGAACAACACCUUGCUCCUUUUUCAGCUCCUGAUGCCAUGGACAGCCAUAGUUUCGCUUACUGUAAUCACCUCUUCCUUGCAUUGAGUCUCCUGUUUUGAGCGGGCAAACUAUAGAUUUCGGUGGCCCUCUUUGAUGGAUGGAUAGAAUAGUUUGGUUUUCUCCACAGAAAAUCCCUUCUGGUCAACUAUCGGAAAAGACAAACUUGAAGUCCAUGCUAUAGCUCCUAGCUUCAUGCUUGAGAGUUUAUAAGCUUAGCAGUGGCUUUCCCUUUCCAACUUCAUGCUUUCCCUUUCUCACGAGACAAAAUCAGAAGCGAAUAGGAGACUAUGCUAAGUCAACUACUUCUGGAAUUGCUUAUCUAGCGUGGCUGUCUAUUUUGGGUUGGUAAACCUUCUGUAUAUAAUUAAAUAAGUGUCGAGGCUACAUGGCAGAGACUCCCAUAUUUGAUUAUAAAAAAUGAACAGUCAAGUAAAGCUUUUCUAUCAGCCUUUAUGAAUGAGAAUUUCAAAGUGAUUUCAAACAAGAUGAAAUCAGGGACCAUGGCUUAUAUGGACUUUGAAAGGGAGCUAAGGCAUUUCCAAGAAUUUGUGAGAAGCCAUGGACCUAAUUUAGGAUGCAAAGAAGAAAGCUUGAUGGAAUUUUGCUACAAUGUGACAGCAGCUGCAAGUGAAAGCUUUCUAACUCCCUCUUUGGUUAGCGAUCAAAACCAUUAGAAGAAUCCCUGUUUUUUGGAAAAGUCAACCCUCUCCAUCUGUGAGCAAAAAUUUUUUUUAUUAUAAUUAGAAAUCUCUACAAUGUUUUUAUUUAUAGAAUUUUAAACAGUUAGCAUUCUAAACAUGAAUUUAUAAAUUAAAUUAGAUUAAUAGCUCCCCACCUCUGAUAAUAGUAAAAAAAAUUGCUAGCCAAAGGGGAAAGUAAGACAAAUGAGUCAGGAACUGAAGUUUUAUAGAGAAACUUCAGAAAACUCAAAAGUCUGUGUAAGUUCAGAGAUGUCACAGAUGAAAGAAAUCUAUAACAAAGAAAAAGAAGACCUUUUGAAAAAAAUUGCAUCAUUUGAAAGUGAGAGAAGCAAUUUAGCAGAAAGAGAAAAAAAUCUACACGAGCAGAUUAAAAGUUUGAAAGGAUAUAUUGAAAAAAUCGAACAAGGUAAUAGAGAUUUGGUCAAAAAUAUAAAAUCUGAUGCACAAAAAGAAAUUCAAGAUUCUCUGAAUAAGAUUUCAGAGUAUGAAGACAAAACUAAAGAGCUUGAAAGGCAUAUUUAUCAAAUUGAAUCAGAAAAAGCACAAGAAAUAGCUCUCCUCCAACAAAAAAUAAAUUUCCUUGAAAGCUCUCUAGAAGAAGGCAAUAUUAAAGCUCAAAAAUUGUUGAAUGAAUUGAAAAAUGAGAAGAAAAAUUACAAUCAGGCAAUCAAAGACAUCCAUGUGAAGUAUGAAGAACAAAUUCAAAGCUUCCAAGCUAAAAUUUCACAAGAAAAUGAAAAAUUCAAUGAUUUUGAAGGCACAUUAAAUGACAAAGAAUCUGAAAUAGAGCAGUUGAGGCUAAUAUCAAGCAGAAAUGAGCUUCAGCUCUCAAACUUAUUAAAAGAAAGCAAAGAAGAAAUCCAAGCUCUCAAGCAAAAACUUGACCAAAAGGACCUUUUUUAUAAAAAAGAAUGUGAAAAUGUCCAAAAAUCAAUCGAUAUGGAACUCAAGCAUCUUCGAGAACGAUUGAUUGAAACUGAAGCAAAACUAAAAGAAAAAGACUUGCAGAUAGCUAGCGGCGUAUCGUCCACACAAAAAGAAGUCGCAAUACUCCAACAAAAAUCAGAAUUUCUAGAACAAGAAUUGUUAGAGUCUAAAAGAGUGCUAGAAGAAGAAAGAAGGAUGCAUGAAACCAUGAUGCAAACUUUGAACAGAGUCAGCUGUGAUCUUACACAAGAAGAAAUGCAAAUUGAAAUAGAAAAAAUUAGAAACUCCUAUGAAGACAUGCUGAGAUCUUCUGAAGAAGCUAUUGAACAGCUGAAAGAAGAACUCGGAAACGAAAUUCUUCAGCUAAAAACAGAUAAAAGAGACACUGAAAUGCAAAUGGAAACUAUCAAAAUAUCAUACGAAAACAAAGAAAAAGACUAUAAAGAUGCUAUGGAAGCUCUCAAUUUUGAAAAACAAAAGAACAUUGAGAAGAUAAAAUUAUUGCAAAACGAGGUCACAGCUCUCUCAGAAGACUGUGAAAUUAAGUCAAAAAAGAAAAUCAAAGACUUAGAAGGAAGAAUACAAGAACUAUCGUUGGCACAUAAUAAAGAAAUAUCAGCCUUGAAGCUGGAAAAUGAGCAAAUCUUAAAUCAGCUAAAGAAACUGCAUAGUGAUGAAAAAGCAAUUAUUGAUCAGAGGGUAAAAGAAGAAAAAGAGCGGUUUGAAAAGAAAUACUCAAUUGCUUGUGAAGAGUAUGAAGAUAGGCUUCGGGAAGAGCAAGAAAAGUACGAAGAAGAAAUAAACGCAUUGCAGGAUGAACUGCAAGGCUUCCAAGAAUCCAAGGCCCGAGAAAUCCAACAGGUGCGCCAUAAAGCAGCUUUGGAUGUCCAGAAGCUGGAAACUUUGGAAGUGUAUUUGCAAAGCCUUAAAGACCAAAUAAGCUCAAUGCAAACGUCCCAUGCUCAAGCAAUAGAAAACCAAAUGAUAGCAUUUACCUUACUUACUUAAUUAUCUGGUGUUUAAGGUGUCUAGUGCCGCAGCCCAAAGGGCCUAUGGCAAAACUAGUGACGUAGGCGAGCCAUCUUGGAACAGGUCAGCCCUGCCAAGCCUUCUAUCAACUCCUCCUGCUUCACCAGCCUUGCUGCACGUCUCACCCGGCGCGAUGCCGUCGCUCUUGUCGCUCGACUCAGCUCCUGCGCGUGUUCCGCCUAAGGGUCAUCCUCCCGUGGGGAUGUGCUGAGAGGUAAAAGCCCGAAAUCUUGAGAGGACUGAGGAGCAGUUCCUCUGGUUAUCCCCAGAGUUAAACCGCUAUUGCUGCCCAGAAGUUCUCGAGUGAAAACCUAACCCUAUAAAUAAAAUUCCAUGAGGGAGAGAAAAUUAGCAAAGCUAAUUUCUCUCGAACCGAAUGCCAUUUUAUUUAUGAUAGCAUUUACCAAUGAAAGAAACCUUCUAUUAGAGAAAAUUGAAAAAUUAGUUAAUGAAGUUUCCUUAAAAGAAAGAGAAAUGGCUAGUAUGGAAUUCAAGGCUGAAACUCUACAAAAUAAGUUUGCAAGCCAUGAAAAAGAGCUUGAAGAUGUAAAAGACCAAAUGAGCAAAGAAAGAAUGAAUUUCAUUGAAAGGCUUGAUUGUGCCAAAAAAACUAAUCAUAAGCUCGCUGAUGAAAUAAGCCAAAAGAAAAGUGAGUAUAAAAGAGAAAUCGCCCUCGCAAAUCAGCAUAUUGAAUUCCAAGCUAAAAAAAUUGCUGACUUAGAAAAAGCUAUACAAGAAAACCAAAAAGGAGGAAGCUCUUCAAAGUCGUGGAAGAUGGAGAAUGGACAAGAUGGCUUUGAAAUGAUAGAAAAAUUGAGUGUAGAAAAAGAAAAAGCUUUGAAGAAAAUUGAUAUGAAAAGAAGAACUAUUAAAGAACUGCAAUGCAAAAUAAAUAAACAAACAGCCAUUUACGAAAAAGAAAAAUCACUUUUAGAAGAAAAGGUUGAGCAGCUGACUCAGAAAAAGCAAGAAACUGAAGAAAGAUAUAAUGAAGAAAUAAAAGAUCUCCGAGAGCAGCUUGCCUGCAGAGAUGGAGUUGUGAUCCGCGAUAAAUCAACAAUAUUAAAAGAAAAUGAUGCAUUAAAAACAAAUGUUUCUGACUUAGAGCGAAAAAUAGCUGAGCUGUUGGCAACUGCUGAUCGGGAAAAAACUUUGUGGGAAAAUAAAGUUACCUUUUUGACUUCACAGAGAGAUCAAGCUAGAAACAGCACAAUUGAAUCUCAAAGGAAGUUUGAACUAGCCUUGGAGCAGCUUCAAAAGAGAGGAAAUCGUGAUAAAACAGAUCAGUCUUCUAUACUCUCGUCUGUUGAAGCGAAUUAUAAUCACCAAAUCAAAGAGCUUCAAGAAGCAAACCAAUUGGCAGUCAAUGAUUUAAAUAUUAAAAUAAGGUCGCUUGAAAAAGACCUGAAAAUCAUCAAAGAUGAGCUCGACCAGGAAAGAAGACUAGCAUCCCCUCCUCGCUUAAAUUAGAAUAAAAAAUCCAAUUCAAAUUUAAAGGGGGUUAAUUAUUCAUUUUUUUUCUAUAUAAAAAGUUUAAAAAAAAAUAAGUUGAACUCAAUAUUUAAUUUUAAUUUAUUUUUAUGAAGAAUUCUCUGUUUAAAUAACAUUCUAAUUGCACUUUUUCCAUUAAAUUUAGGCCAAUACAAAUAGAGAUUAAGGUAUCCAAAAAAUGGAAAUUUUAACGAUAUUUUGUUCCAAUUUAAAGGGGGAAAUGGGUAAGGAAUGUAGAUUCAGCAAUGCUAGAAAAUCAAGUGCAAGAGCUCAUAGAAAAUGAAAAACUGCUGAAAGAAGAAAUAGAGGCUUUAAAUAAACAAAAGGAAAAAGAAAUCAAGGAAACAUGUGAAAACCUUAAGCACGAUAAAGAAAUUUUAAGAAGCCAAGUAGCUGAUUUAGAGCAGAGAGCUAAAGAUUUGGAGCAGCAAAAGAAUUCAAUAUACAUUGAAUAUGAGAAGGAAAAAGCAAAAUGGGCACUAGAUAGAGAUCAUUUAAUUUCAGAAAAAAAUGAAAGCCAAGACCUUAUUGAAAGAUUGGAAAAACGAAAAGAAACGCUCGUAAGAGAAGUCGAAAAACUGAGAGCAGAAAGAGGAAGCAGAAGCAGAGCCUCCAGUAUUGCUAGAAGUCGGCCAAGUGUUGUUCCAAAUAAAUCGUAUUUCUCAACAUUCAAUGAAGAUGCUGCAAGUGUUACAAGCGAUAAGAAAACAGAAGAAAAUGCAACAGUUUGUAACACUCCUUCAAGUUCAUCAAAUCAUGAUUAUUCUCCACAACCUUUAAAAGUUAAAAAUUAUACAGUAAAGCCUACAAGUCCUAUCGAGCCUAAGAAGCUAAAUAAUAUUUAA